Arabidopsis arenosa is the source of this 1150-nucleotide messenger RNA. Lineage: Eukaryota; Viridiplantae; Streptophyta; Magnoliopsida; Brassicales; Brassicaceae. The record is from the annotation of a GenBank genome assembly.
GAGUACAUCCACACAUUGACAUUUCUAAAAUCCAAGUCCUCUUUUCGAAAUUUAAGAAACUCCACUUGGCACUUUGAUUUUCUUUUAUCUUCAUAACAGAACUAAAUCAUUAUUGAAAUCUAUCGUCGAUUCUUGUAUUAUAUCUGUGUAAAACAAAACAAAGAUGGGAAGGUCACCUUGUUGUGAUAAAAAUGGAGUGAAGAAGGGACCAUGGACGGCUGAGGAGGAUCAGAAACUCAUCGACUAUAUUCGAUUUCAUGGUCCAGGCAAUUGGCGUAUUCUUCCCAAAAAUGCUGGACUCCAAAGAUGCGGAAAAAGCUGCCGUCUUCGAUGGACCAAUUAUCUAAGACCGGACAUCAAGAGAGGAAGAUUCUCUUUCGAGGAAGAAGAAAUUAUCAUUCAGCUACACAGUGUUAUGGGAAACAAGUGGUCUGCAAUAGCAGCUCGUCUACCAGGGAGGACCGAUAACGAAAUAAAAAACCAUUGGAACACUCAUAUCCGCAAGAGACUUAUAAGGAGUGGUAUCGAUCCUGUUACUCACUCUCCACGCCUUGAUCUUCUUGAUUUGUCCUCACUUUUAGGCGCACUUUUCAAUCAGCCAAACUUUUCAUCAGUUGCAACACAUGCGUCGUCUCUGCUUAAUCCCGAUGUAUUGAGGUUGGCCUCCCUUCUCUUGCCACUUCAUAACCCUAAUACAGUUUACUCAUCGAACCUCGACCAAAAUCUUCAAACUCCAAUCACAUCAUCAGAAUCGUCUCAACCACAAGCCGAGAGUACUACCCCAACAAACAAUGAAACUUCAUCUUUCGAGCUUAUGAACGCAAGACUCGACGACGUUGCUUCCGCAGAUGUAUUACCACCUUUGUCAGAGAGUUUUGACUUAGACUCGCUCAUGUCAACGCCAAUGUCUUCUCCACAACAAGAUAGCAUUGAAGCUGGAGCCAACUCCAACAGUUUCUUCGACUUUGGUUUUCCGGAAGAUUUCAUCUUAGAUGACUUUAUGUUUUAAUUUCCAACAUAUGCAUACACAUAUAUAUAUUUCUUUCACAUAUGAUUCUUUGUUGCAUUCUUUCUUUUGUUUGAUGUAUAAACUUCUUGUUUUUGUUUUGUCAAAGAUAAAGUUAUUAGUCUAUAAAAUUUUCAUGAAUGG